This is a messenger RNA of Auanema sp. JU1783, 390 nucleotides long. The record is from the annotation of a GenBank genome assembly. Lineage: Eukaryota; Metazoa; Nematoda; Chromadorea; Rhabditida; Rhabditidae.
AUGUUUUCCAACCACAUUCUCGCCAUCACCUUCGUCUCGCUCUUUGUGAUUGGCUUGUGUCAUGAGCCUAUGGAUGAUUUCACACUCAAAACUAAGAUGUAUAAAUUCGGACAAGCCAAAGUCCAAAAGCCGGAUUGCAUGAAAGCUUCUGAUAGUUUGGGCUGCGCUUGUCCAGUCUGCAAGGAUGUUGUCUACUUCACGAAAAUGAUGAUAAUCGAUCAUGCUGUUGAUGAACAACAAGUAUUGGAUAAGGUGUGCAGUAGAAUCUUUGGAGAUGACAAAACCAAGAAAGGAUUCUGUGAAUCUCUCGUUAACGAAGAGUUACCAAAGAUGAUUGAUUACGUCAAGAACCGUAUGGACCCUCGCAAAGUCUGUGAGAAGUUCUGUUAA